Messenger RNA from Salpingoeca rosetta, 1764 nucleotides. RefSeq lists its product as uncharacterized. Bases 81 to 1607 code for a protein of 508 amino acids. The transcript is spliced from 14 exons. Lineage: Eukaryota; Choanoflagellata; Craspedida; Salpingoecidae. Gene Ontology annotation, biological process: retrograde transport, endosome to Golgi. The record is from RefSeq and is a predicted model, not a curated record. Gene Ontology annotation, molecular function: phosphatidylinositol binding.
CGUGAAACGUCGUGCCUCAAACCAAGCAAGCGACAGCAACAAAGCGCGCACCACACACAACCAAAACAAAAGCAGGCAUCAUGAGCACGGCGAAAGGUGCAGCGGACAAGAACACACAACAGGGCAUCCAUGCCACAGGCAAGCGGGUGCCCGAGUCAUACGAGCGGGUGUACACGUCAGUGUGCCCGCAGAAUGAAAACCGCAUCACGCGGCACACAUUCAUGCAGCUCUGCCGAUCAACCAUGAUUGGCAAGGAGGCUGCAGACGCCAUCUGGUCCAGCGUCGACCUCAACAAGACAGACGCCAUCGACAAAGAUGGUUUGUUUUGGGCCCUGGGGCUGAUUGGGAUGCAGCAGAGUGGGUUCUCCCCCGACAUGGCGACACUGCAGGAGGCGACCGAGCUACCGGCCAUCAAGAUUGACAAUCUGCACACGCUGCAGCAGACAGCCGAGCGUGACAACAUUGCCCCGGAAUAUUCCUUCCGCGAGCUGGAGGAGUCUGAGUUUAUUCAAGUCAACCUUGGCAAGGAGGCCGGCAUGUUCAAGAAGCACACCACUUACACCAUCUUCUCAAAGCGCCGUAACGUGACGUGCACGCGGCGCUACAGCGACUUUGAGCCGCUCGAUGCCCUCCUCCGCAAACGCUUUCCAUAUCGCAUCAUCCCACAGCUGCCGCCAAAGACGUUUGGUGGAAACAAGAACAAAUCUUUCCUGCAGAAGCGCCGCAAAGCGCUUGAAAGGUACCUGACGUUUGUGUGCCGCCAUCCCGUGAUGCGCGAUGACGAAGCGCUCGACGUCUUCUUCACAUACGAGGGCGGCGAUCUCCAGUCCAGACUCAAAGACAUGGGCAAGGUUGCGAAGGACGAGUUCCAGACAAAUCCGCUCGCGCUGCACGUGGAACAGCAUCUCCCGGACAAUAUUGCAGCGGCCAUCCAGUCCACACACACGGAGCUCGAGCCCGUCCUCGCAACGAUGAAAUCGCUGCGAGAGACGGCUGAGAAAGUUGUGGCGACAACGGAGACGCAGGCGCUGCUCUGGACCGCAUUCGCCGCCGAUAUCAAAAAGCUCGGCUUAUCGCAGAUGUCGCACGUUGCCGGGCACAACAAGGCGCAGGCCCUGGAGACGGGGCUCAGGGACACGUCGAAUCUGCUCAAGUCUGUUGUUGACCGCCGUGAGGAGCAGUGCGUGCGGGAGAUGGACGGGCUGGUGCACAACUUGCAGAACUUGCACGAGAUCCUGUCUGCAUUUCGCGACCUGCUCACGCGCCGCCUCAAAGGCAUUGCCAAGGACGUUGGAUCGACCGUCAAGAAACAGACGCGUGAUCGGAGCCGGCUGAGCAGCAGUUCGGACGGCGCAGAGUCGGCAAAGUUGGAGGCGAAGAUCCAGCAGCGCGACUCUGCCCUGCAGUCGCUCGCAGCGGUCAACAACUUCUCCAUGUACUGCGUCUGGUGCGAGAGCAAGCUCAUCAAGGCCAAUAUUGCGCAGAUUGGGACAAUGCUGGAGGAGAUGGUCACAUCGCAGAUCACCGGCCACAAGCAGAUGGCGUCGGCGUGGACGCCGCUCCUGGACACCGUGACCCGCCUUGUCCAAGACCUGCACUUGGAGUGAUGGAACACAAGGCACACACACACACACACACAUCUCACACGAUAAUGUAGGUGCUUUUUCAGGCCUCGUUUUGUUACAUGCCAUGACGCGCUCGCUGUUUGCCGUGUGUUUCGCUUCAUGGUAGUCGUGCAAGCACCAGAAUAUAUGCCUUGAGCAA